UAGAAAGCGAUGACGUUGCGUUGGUCUCACAUAACAGACCUUGCUAUUACUUCGAACAGACUGGAUUAAGUGCAAGAAACACAAUUGAUCCUAUUUAAAAGAUAAAAAAUAAUUAGUAUUCGAGAAAUCUUGGAAUAUAUUUAUUAUUCUUAUAUUCAUUGGAUCGUUAAAUUCAUCGAACUUAUAUCGCACGUUGUACUGUUUUUGUGAUAUGUUUUACCAUUAUUAUACCUAACCUUUUUAUACGCACGUCGUCCAGGGGACAGGGAGGAAGAAACGUAGAUAACAUUAUUAUGUAUUACGUUAACUGGUUCGAAGUUCACGUUCCAUACUUAUCUUAUAAUGAUAUUGCAUUUGUUUUGAGGUCACUUCCUUGUUCUUCUUUCGUUAACGAAAGUACAAUGCUCGAAUUAUGUGAAUCUAAUUUACAUCGUGCAGAUGAUUCUCUUUCAAUGAUAUUAAUAUAAAGAUAUUAUCUCGAUCUCGAUUUAAAUAACUCGAUUAUUUCUUAUCAUCGAGUAACAAAGAUGUACCAAUGGAAUAAUACGAGUAUCGUUAAAAUAUCGAUGACAAGAGAUAUUAUUAAAAAUGAAUUCCCUUCUGAAAUCAGUGAAAUCCCUAACAAACAGAAGAAAUAUAUUAGUGAGAGAGUCCCUUCAAAAACAAUUAAAUACAAGCGUGAUGGAGAUGCAAAGUGCACCAGGUGUCGUAGAAGAAGGACCAGUUGGAAAUUGCGAAGAAGCAAUGACAUUAUGUUCCGUAUUGGAAGCUAUAUUCUUACAUGGACUGAAGGACAGUCUUUUGAAUAGAGUAACAGAAGUUCUCAGUGGUCCUGAUUUCGAAGCUAUGCCUCAACCAAGUUUCUGGGGCCCUUUACUAGUAUUCUCUCAUCGCCAAAUUAUUGAUCAGAUCCAAGCAUUAACUCAAGUUUCCACUGAAGUGGGUUAUUGCAGAGCAUGGAUACGACUGGCCUUAAAUGAAGGUCUUUUAGCAAGUUACUUGUGUUCUAUAAGAAGAGAUAAUUCUGCUUUGAAACCAUAUUAUGAUCGUUCUGCCUUCAUAAGAGAUGCUGACCUAAUAGAUGUUGCUCAACGUUUGGUAGAAAGCUUGGAUUACAUACACUUUGAACUGGCUUGCAAUAGUAGUCUAUUGAAUUUUUGGUCGAGUACUCCUCUGCUUUUAGCUGGUAUAUGGUCACCUCCUAUGAAAUCUUGUCCUGUAUUUAAUGCAGUAGAUAUUGCAAAAACCAUAACUACGGAUUUGACGGAUAAUGAUAAUCUUGAAGAAGUAGAAACUGCGAGUUCUAUAGGUAGUUUAGGUUCCUUUAAUUCUUCUCAAUCUGCUUUAAAUAAUUUAGUUGGUAUUUCGGAAGAUGAAGCUCUUAAAAUCAUUUUAAAAGAUAAAAUCUCUAAUAAUCAUCAUACUACACAGUAUAGAAAUGGAAGUCCAACGCAUACACCUAAACAAAAAAAGAUAGAGAAAGUGAAUACAGAAAAAAUAGAAGAAACUACAAAUGAAGUUACACAAAGUGUAUCAACUAGUGGGACCCCUAAAAGGGAUGUAGAAACUAUGACAACUGACAUCAAUACCUCAGUUAUUCAAGAUGAUCAUCAAAAUAUUAGCCCUCAAGAAAAUAAUAAUGCUUGCACCGAUAAUAUGUCUACUACUGUAGGAAAUUCAUUAUUUGGAAGAUUAGGAUGGUCAACUUCAUUUGAAGAUUGUGAAUCUUCUAUGACCUCAUCUGUGAUAUCUCAUGGUUCUGGAAUAGAUGCUCCUCGUACUCCGGGUGAUGGACCAACCUAUGAUGCUCUUAUUCAAAGCUAUCAUACUAGCGGUAAUGUAAUAGUACCGAAUUUACAAGAAUUUUUAAAAAAAUAUCCAAAGAAAGAAUCCAUCGAUGAAGAAAUUAAACCUCCAACUGUAACUAAGAUUGUUAUAAAUUUUGAUGAACAAUUAGGAAAAUUACCAAGAGAAAAAGGCCUUGACAUGCAAAAUUACAGCUGUUUCAAUUGUGGUCAUGCUAUCGGUAUGACGUUUUCUAAAGCUCACGUCUGUUCUUUUUCUGCCAGUUAUUAUUGUGCAGAUUGUAUGGCACAAGGAGAAUAUUUAAUACCAUCGCGUAUUGUUCAUAAUUGGGAUUUAAAACGUUAUACCAUUUGUCAAAAAGCUGCAGAGUACCUGAAAGAUUGUUCUACUUUAUUGGAUUUAAAAACUUUGAAUCCAAAAAUAUAUAUGGCAGUGGAUGUUAUGGCACAAUUACAAUCUUUAAGAAUACAAUUGAAUUUAUUGAGAGCAUAUUUGUUUACUUGCCGUGAGCCUGUUAUUGAAUCAUUGCAAAGAAAAGUUGCUCCCAGAGAUUAUUUAUAUGAACAUGUCCAUCAGUAUUCUGUUUCUGAUCUUCUUGAUAUACCUAAUGGUACUCUUGCUCAACAAUUACAAAAAGUAGUUGAAUUUGCACGAAAUCAUGUGAUAAAUUGUUGGCUUUGCAGUCAAAAAGGAUUUAUUUGUGAAGUAUGCAAUAAUCCUAAAGUUAUUUAUCCCUUCGAUAUGGAUUCAACGUUUAGAUGUGGAUUAUGCAAUGCAGUGUUUCAUGCAGAUUGCUUAAAUGCAUAUAAACCAUGUCCAAAAUGCGAACGUCGACGUAAAAGAAUGGAUCUUCCCCUUUUAGACAUGGAAUGUACAGAAUUACCAUCUGAAUCUAAAUUAACGUCUGAAAACAAUAUUGACUAAUGUUAAUAUAAUCAAGAUUUUUUUUCUUAUCCAAAAUUUAUUAAUAUAAUUACUAAGUUUACUCUUAGGGA
Polistes canadensis is the source of this 2801-nucleotide messenger RNA. It is a transcript of the gene Plekhm1, whose product is annotated as pleckstrin homology domain-containing family M member 1. The coding region runs from base 589 to 2730 and encodes 713 amino acids. The transcript has 3 exons. NCBI's taxonomy places the organism in Eukaryota, Metazoa, Arthropoda, Insecta, Hymenoptera, Vespidae. The record is from RefSeq and is a predicted model, not a curated record.